This is a messenger RNA of Exophiala viscosa, 1101 nucleotides long. Its product is annotated as MC family mitochondrial carrier protein. Gene Ontology annotation, biological process: transport. The record is from RefSeq and is a predicted model, not a curated record. Lineage: Eukaryota; Fungi; Ascomycota; Eurotiomycetes; Chaetothyriales; Herpotrichiellaceae. The transcript has 2 exons. Bases 1 to 1101 code for a protein of 366 amino acids. Gene Ontology annotation, molecular function: transmembrane transporter activity.
AUGUCUGCCGAUUUCUGGGCCGGUUACACAUCAGGCGCACUCGGGAUCUUGAUUGGAAACCGCCUGGAUGUUCUGAAGGUGCGAGCUCAGGCAAGUACCGGCAGCACUCAUACGGUUACGGCUCCAGAACUCGGGACCAACCUUCAGAAGUUCACAGCCUUGUUUCGGGGUGCUGCAGCACCAAUACUAGGCUAUGGUGCUCUGAACUCGAUUCUUUUUAUGACCUUCAACCGGUCAUUGAAGCUCAUGGACCCGAGUAUAUUUGACUAUACUAAACUUGCUGGCGUUGACCUAGGCAAGAUUUGGGUCGCUGGUGCAAUUGGAGGCCUGGCAAGUUUCGUGGUAUCCGCGCCUUCUGAGCUCAUAAAAUGUCGGGCUCAGCUAGUCGUUGAUGGGCAAGGGUCGUCCUAUGCUGUAUUCAAGGACAUCUGGAAACAUGGCGGACUGCGAGGUUUGUACUAUGGUGGCACAAUAACUAGCCUAAGAGAUGCAUUUGGAUACGGCUGGUAUUUCUGGUCAUACGAGCUGAGCAAGCGGUUGCUUCUAUCAAGACAGCCCGACCCAUUCGUGUCACCAACAGCGUCGGACGUGUUGAUUAGCGGAGGUAUCGCGGGUGUCAUCACCUGGGUGUCCAUCUACCCAUUGGAUGUGAUCAAGACUCGUCUCCAGACAGAACCCGCAUGGCAUCCUGAGAGGCAGGGACUUCUUCCAGCAGAUGGCGCAGUCCGUCAUCGUGCGCCUACAUCCCUCGAUGUGGCGCGCGAAAUAUGGCGCAGUGGCGGAAUUGGUGGAUUCUAUCGUGGCGUGGGAAUCUGUAGCCUGCGAGCAUUCUUCGUGAAUGCAAUCCAGGUAGGCGUGGCUCUGUCGAAUUGGCCGCUGGUCACUAACAUUGACGAUAGUGGUACGCUUAUGAAAGAAUCAUGGCGCUCCUUGGCGGGCAGAAAUCAUGAUCUCUUCGUCCACCAGCACUUCACCUCCUGGCUUCAUGCGCACGUGACGCUCGACCUGCUCAUGCAAGGCAGCAUACCCAAGGGCCAGAAGUGCGCUUUCAGGCUGUUAAAUAUUUGCAGAUCGAUAUCCGCUCAAAGGACUCGUGGAUGA